Molecule: messenger RNA, 599 nt
Organism: Cryptotermes secundus
Lineage: Eukaryota; Metazoa; Arthropoda; Insecta; Blattodea; Kalotermitidae
Product: LIRP-like
Exons: 3
Coding region: 70-489 (139 amino acids)
Cellular component (GO): extracellular region
Molecular function (GO): hormone activity
Source: RefSeq, a predicted model, not a curated record
AAAAGGCAUCCCGGAGGCCCUCAACAGUGCUUGCAGGGUGUAGUUUCAAAGAGCUUGUUUGGAGGAAAGAUGUGGAGGGCUUGCUUCACAGUGAUGGUUGUUGUGGCCAUGUGCCUCUGUUCACUGGCCGACAGCCAAUCUGACUUGUACCAGUUCCCGAGCAAAAGACCAGACAGCAAGAGGUACUGUGGCAGUAACCUUGUGAAAAUACUGCAGUUUCUGUGUGAUGGAUAUUACAAUGCGAACAUAAGCCCAAACAACUAUGGCACCCGAGUUGGUAGGAAGAAGUCAAUACCAGAAGCGGAUGAUGACCUCUGGCUUCAACUUCAACCUGCGGAAGAAGAAAUAAAGUUUCCUUUCCGUCCACGAUCCAGUGCUUCAAUUUUCUCGCACAGAAUGUUCAAACGACAUUCUGUAGGUGUCGCCUAUGAGUGUUGUAUCAACAAAGGUUGCACCGUAGACGAACUGAAGAGCUACUGUGGACGUUAACUAUGAAAAAUAAAGAAUAAUUCUAAUUCAUGUGUCUGCUUGCAAAUAUACAGUUGUGUCACGGGCUUUUGGGCAUGGAUAUUUAAGAAUAAAAAUUUAUUACACUAAAA